GUCCAACAGUCAACAGACUUCGCAGUAUCUCCUUGUACAAGUAUCUCUAACCUCAGCCCUCUCUCAGUGGAAAAACGGUGGAGCAACCCGUCAAGGGCUCAACGGUUUUGUGAGAGCUUUCUUCUCAUGCAGCAGUCAGCUUCCUCCUUCGCGAAAGUAAAAAUCAGAUCAAUUCCGAUUUGGGACUCCGAGCAAGGGUCUACGAUGAGACAAGGGGGCUCUCUUACGCCGGUGUCAACCCCGCCAUUUCUCUCGUCCUUCACUGGGCAUUGGGAACCACAGGAACCCAAGGACCGGGGAGCCAACCCCACAUUCCGUGUCUUGGAUUUGGAGCUUCUGUCGGCGAGGGCGCAGCUGAGAAAGAGAGAGAGAGAGAGAGAGAGAGAGAGCGAACCCAACUUGUCCACACAGUCGCAUCACACGGAAAGAACCCGAGAUUUCCUCGUGCUGCAGAAGCCUGCAUGCCAGAGGACGGCUGGCUUUUGCUGGUUAGUUACUGGGAAAGCUGCAACUCUGCUGCUCGGUUUGCUCUUCGGCAGCACGUGGAAUUAUGCAACGCGGCAGCGGCAAUCCCGAUUCAACCUUCACGGGAGGGUUGGGGCGAGAAUCUCGAGCCAAGAUUUGACACAGGUUUGUUUGUCGUCAAGUCAGGCGGUCGAAGAUGUUCUCGAGUUCUGCCAGCAGCUUUUUUUCUGCCCUAUCGUUAUUCAGGGCCUUUUUCAAACUGCAGCUAACUAGGACAAACAAGGGCUAGACUGGAGACAUUCCCAACGCUCUCCUGAGCUCCGGCGCAGUCCCAAGACGGAAGGCAGGACAUCGGGGACCUCACGGAUCGAAUGCCGGCGACCAACACCCACAAGGGACUCACAAUUACCUCAGCAGGCCAUCCCCUGGUGCCGCCUCACCGGCAAACUUCACAUUAAGCGGGGCACCGCAAAGCCCAGCAAAGGAGGAGCAACAGAUG
Molecule: messenger RNA, 964 nt
Organism: Chaetomium fimeti
Lineage: Eukaryota; Fungi; Ascomycota; Sordariomycetes; Sordariales; Chaetomiaceae
Exons: 2
Coding region: 127-738 (203 amino acids)
Source: RefSeq, a predicted model, not a curated record